CAGCAAAUCCAACAAAAGAAAGCCCUUUCUCAUCUCAAGAUCGACUCUCUCGCUCUACCAAAAUUAGAGAGAGAGUCAAAUCUCUUACUCUCGACUGAGUACCGAUUGCAGUACGCGAAACUCCAUAUUCGAUCGAAAUGAAGGAUGAUGAUUCUCUUCCAACAACAGUUUCUGCGACGAAUGUGAAGAAGGAAAACUCAGAUUCGAGUGUAUUAGGUAAAGGACGGUACAAGUUCUGGGCCUUAGCUGCAAUUUUGCUACUCGCGUUUUGGUCAAUGUUCACCGGGACUGUAACCCUACGUUGGUCCGCCGGGAAUCUUAAUCGUCUAUCAGACGACAUAGACAUCCAAAUCCACGACGAUCUUGACGUUCUCGAAAUGGAGGAGAGGGAGAAGGUGGUGAAGCAUAUGUGGGAUGUGUAUACGAACAGUCGACGGAUCAGAUUACCGAGUUUCUGGCAAGAGGCUUUUGAGGCGGCUUAUGAGGAGUUGAGCAGUGAUGUCCCCGAGGUUAGAGAAGCCGCAAUCACUGAGAUCGCCAAGAUGUCUGUGCGUUCCAUUGGUCUCGAUCCCCCUCCUGUCCAAUCAACGAGUGCACGAGAAGUAAGCAAGAGCCUGAAGCAAGCAGGCAAGGGUGGAGGGGUAGUGAGCUCUACACGGAGUCAUCGAUAGUGAGAAGAAUGCUCGGGAUCAGCGGCAAAAUCACCAAUUAUUCUAUCUUUGCAGUACUCAUUGGCUAUCUGAAAUUUGUGAGAGGUAGUGAUGGGUGAAACCACACUUAGUUAUCCAUGUUUUUUACAACAGGAACAAAUUGUGUAUUUAGUUAGGUUCUCAUUCUUCCAAAAAUUUUGCUGUCUAUGAAUGGGUAAACUGGAAAACAAAUUUCUGAGCAGAUUGAUUUUUGAAUGAUAAUUUCUUGUCAGAUCCCUGUUA
Tripterygium wilfordii is the source of this 932-nucleotide messenger RNA. RefSeq lists its product as uncharacterized. The coding region runs from base 138 to 671 and encodes 177 amino acids. Lineage: Eukaryota; Viridiplantae; Streptophyta; Magnoliopsida; Celastrales; Celastraceae. The record is from RefSeq and is a predicted model, not a curated record. The transcript has 3 exons.